This is a messenger RNA of Arctia plantaginis, 1758 nucleotides long. The record is from the annotation of a GenBank genome assembly. Lineage: Eukaryota; Metazoa; Arthropoda; Insecta; Lepidoptera; Erebidae.
AUGCCGAUUGCCUUGAGCCAGAAGGAGUGGGAGCGGAUUAAGAAACGGACGUCUCCAGAUAAAGAAGAUCCAGAGGCGGUGCGACGAAGAGAAUACGUAAACUUCUUAAACACGGCAAGUCAAGAGAUGACCAAGACUUGGCCUAAUUCUGUUGAGAAUGUGAACAGGCGCAACGAAGAGCUACGACUGGCUCGGAUAGAAGCGGCAGAGCAGGCCAAUACUAUAUUCUACAAGCGUUAUUUGAGAAAAAAGAAGGAAAAGCAGGAGCAGCUCAUGUAUUCAGCCAGAGACAUCAUGUUUAAGAGUAGCGAUGCACCAAAACUACUACUAACUGCUGUAAUAGAAACUGCGGUCCAGAAAGAACGCAUAGAACAAAUAAAUUUCUUGAAUGAACUCCGUCGCCAAGAAGCCGAGAACAAACGGAAAAACGACGACCACAUCAUACAACAAGCCAAGGAAUGGAACGAGCUCAACGAACUGAGAAGGAAGAGAAGAUUCGAGGUGAAUAAACAGCAUCAAAAGGAAAUUCUGGAGCAAGCACACGAAGUGGCAGAACGUAACCGCAAAGCCUACGAGACGGAGCUCAAUUUGCAGAAGAUUGACAACAUCAAUGCGAGUGCAGAAAUAGACGCCAUGAAAGAAUUUGAUAAAGACUUUAAAGAACGAGAGAAGAUUCGCAUCUUCAAAGACAUGGAACAAGCGAAGGCAGAGACGAUUACACGCAAGAAGGAGCAAGCAGCUCGUGACAAGAUGGACGACAGGCUCAUAGAAGUACUCAAUAAAUCCCGCGCCAGGAUCGAACGCAGAAGAAAACAGACUGAACUAGAUGUGAAAAAUGAAAAGCUGCGUGUUCUGGAAGCGAUCAGCAACAAAUUGCAAUCCGGUGACGCUGAACGGGAGGCGAAAGAGGAGGCUAUACUGCAAAAAGCCAUCAAAGAGAAGAGAGAUUUAGAGGACGCUCGCAAUGAAGCACAGACGCAGAAGAAUCUGAAAAAUAAACAAGAGCGCAUAGCUCUUAGAGAGAAGUUCCUACGAGAUGAGGAGCAACGUAUUCAUGAGUUCAACACAAGACGACAAUUUGAGAUCAUGAAUAGAUUCAAGAAUGCUGAACUAUUUAAAGAGUUCAAAGAAAACAUGCGUCGAGUGAAAAAUCGCAAGGUCAAAGACUACAGGGCAGAUAUAUUAAAGCUUUGGAAAGAACGUGAAGAGCGCGAGGCCCGCGAGCUGGCAGCUAAGCGCUACUUCUACGGGGAGUUAGCGGAGAAGAAGAUACGGGACGCUGAUAACAAACUACUAACUCAUGCUUCGCAUCUUUUGGCAGAAGCCAAGGAACACGGACGACCUGAUUUCGCCAUCCGUAGAGCUAUUGAUAAAUACUGCAAGAUGUACCGCCUGUAUCCGAUGCCCCCGCUGUACGAGCCAAUAGCGGAGCACAUGCGCCACUACGAGCCCAAGGACGAAUCACGCCCCGACCCCAACUACGUCUACCCCCCACCGCCACAAUCAACGGCAGACGACGGGGACGAGUCUCUUCAGCUGGGUGAUAAGAGAGAUGGGCUGCAGGGUACUGAGAACGCUGGACCCUCAAAGCAAACGACUAACAAACCGCAGGAGGAUUCAGAUGGCUACAAAAAGGCUGGUCCAGCUAACGGCUUACAACGGCGUAAUUCAAAGAACGAUUUAUCACUACCCCCGAUUGCAAUGGUUCCGUGCAAGAACCCAGAUUGUCACUGCGAACUAAAACCUAAGGACUCGUAG